Molecule: messenger RNA, 973 nt
Organism: Amoebophrya sp. A25
Lineage: Eukaryota; Dinophyceae; Syndiniales; Amoebophryaceae
Source: the annotation of a GenBank genome assembly
CUGAACUGCAUGCCAGUGUCUAGGGUAGUUCAAAAUGUCGGUUGUCCAAUCUGCUAAGCGCCGUCGCAAGGACGCCUUUGAUCCCACGGCUGUUGCCGCAACAAUAUCUCUUGGGUCGGACAUCAUACCAGAUUACCUACAUAGCGUCGGGGCAUGGAUAUCUCACUACAAAAUGAGCGACUGGUCCGUGAAUCAAUUGGUUGUAAUCACGUCGACACUCAGUGCAUCGGUUGCAACUGGAGGUGCUACGUCUAACGCUGAUCAGGAUCAGAGAGCUACGAUGAUCUGGGACGCGGACACGGCAGCAUGGGACGAGUAAUCUACCCGUAUGUGAAAAACGUUUGGUAGGUCCUAUGUCUCUUGUUCAGUACUACUAACAGGUGUGAUAGAGGUAUUGCAGUACACUAUCUACUUCUACAUUAACAGGUACACAGCUGCGGUAUUCCUUGCGCACCAAACUUGUGGGCUGCUGCCUACUGGAGAGAUUACGCCAGCGACUUCCUGGCCUUCGGUUACGAUACUUGCUCCAACACUUGCGCGGUUGGCAAUGCGUCCAUGCUUCCAAAAUGCGGCGCUAUCGCUCGAACAGAAAUGGAUUAUGGCAAUAUAGAGCUUGGGUAUAGAUACAUGCCUACAACUGUGGCAGCAUACAAUACCAAUACUGAUUCUCGUCUAAUACCGUUCGAGCAAUGCAAGGAAUCAAAGCCACGGCGGACAGUAUUGUAGGUCUCAGCUUUACGCCUCCCGCAAGCGGCUCUCACAGCGUGUGGACCAAUCUGCGACCAGAUUGUACAGACCAUGGCAUUGCCCUACCUGAGUUCGGACCCUCCAUUACCACCCCACUUGCGAGUGUUGAUUACAUCAUUGGCCAUCGUGGUAUUCCACCGCUCCCGAUACAUACGCCUGAGCCUGAGUUUACUGCAAAUGAACCGCACCCGCGGAUUUCAAAACCCCGUGGCUUGGCGGCUGAGAC